CCUCUCUAUUUGUAAGCCUAGAAAUGGACAAUCUUACAGAUUUAGUGGCAGUUACCAACGAAACUUUAACCGAGACAACCUUCAUUCCAACCUCCGAUGGCUUUAUUGAAUUUUGUGAUAGUGAGGUGAAGAAAGGGUUGGAAAUUUGGUUAUUGGCUAUGGCAAUUAUUCCGUUCCUUUUCUCUUUAAUUAUUAUUGGGUUUCUGUUGGUGGCUAUUAAUGCUGUUGGCAAAAUUGAGGCGCAUUCUAUGGAGGCUGAUAAUAAGUAAAU
Meloidogyne enterolobii is the source of this 271-nucleotide messenger RNA. NCBI's taxonomy places the organism in Eukaryota, Metazoa, Nematoda, Chromadorea, Rhabditida, Meloidogynidae. The record is from the annotation of a GenBank genome assembly.